AUGACUGGCGUUCCUCGCGGCGACAGGCGGCGACAUGGACAUCGGUGGCCACGAAACUCGCUGCGCCAGCCACCUUCACUGUUGGAAGCGUUAAUGGUUGAAUCCAGACGGACAGAAGAGUCUAAAAGGGCUGCCACCUCACCAGCCCAGCCCCGUGAAUUUUCCACAUCCACAUCCGGAAACUACAAACCUCAGCUGCGCGCCGCGGUCCCAUCGUCGGGAUUGGGUGGUUGCGCCGCAGCUCCGGCCGGUCAACAGCUUAACUGCCUGCGUGCUAAGGACCCUGACAUGUAUCAGUUGUGCAAAGGCUGCCUGGGAUUGGGAACCAGCGCGUUAAUCGACUGUUUAUCAUCGAAAACUGCUUGCCCAGCUCGACCACCGCCGGGCGCACUUGGCGGUUGCACCAAAUUCACGCACGGUCAAAACCUUAACUGCCUCCGUGAUAAUGACCGUGGGCCAAUCGCUUCUGCCCGGACUCGCUUCGGCGUCCACCCCAGCUAA
Messenger RNA from Puccinia triticina, 501 nucleotides. RefSeq lists its product as uncharacterized. The transcript has 4 exons. The record is from RefSeq and is a predicted model, not a curated record. The coding region runs from base 1 to 501 and encodes 166 amino acids. Lineage: Eukaryota; Fungi; Basidiomycota; Pucciniomycetes; Pucciniales; Pucciniaceae.